GCGUGAUCAGAUCCCGCUCUGCUUACACGUGUUGCUAAAGAAUCUCACUCCUAAAUCGUAACAUACGGACGCUUGGUGGGUUCCCUAUAUCUAUUGAUUGAUUAUUUAUUUAUAUUUGUUUAUUAAUAAAUCAGUCAGCGGCGCUGACGUCAUUGCAUGACGCGAUCCCACGAUUCACUGAGAUUUUCCACUCGGUUCUUCAAAUUUGCCAGCUUCCAACAUUCUCCGUUAUUUUAACCACCCUCCACACACACACACACACACACACAUACACCAAAGGCACUUUUAAAAGCCACAUCUGUGUUGUUAACCUGUACUUGUCUCUCUGUAGCUCGCUCACUCUCUCUCUCUCUCUGUGUUUACAUCUGUAUCUGUCCAUCUUUCUGUUUCUCUUAAGAGGUCCUCCUACAAAAACUUUCUUUAUUUCUAGCACGUUGUCUCUCUGUUUUUGUGUUUUGUAUUUCUGCUGUAUAUUUCCUGUCAAGUUAUGACACGACCCAAAUUCAGGCCCUGUCCGUAUUGCCAGACUCCCAAUCAGGCAAGCAGGAACACUUGUCAUGUCUGCUUUGGAAGUCUGUACAUUAAACAAAGAAUAAAAGACAGAGUGGUGUCUCUGGACAGCCGGUGGGGGCAAUCUGUGGUGAACAGCAGAAAUGCUGCACGUAUCGUUGAUUCUGCCCGUAUUGCAGUAUGUAAGCUUGAGGCAGUGGGUUACAAGCCCAUUUUAUUUAUUGGCAAACAAAAUAAAAAGGCUUCAAAUAAGUGGGUUGCAGACAUAAUUACCCAUCUGCAGCCCACUCCUGUCACAAGAAGUUGUUUGGAGAAGAUGCAAAGGGCUUAUGAAUUUAUCCUUACUAAAGGAACCUCCAUGGGUAAACAACUGGACAAAGACAUUCUCGUAGCAGAGCAGCACAACAGUCGCAGUCAGGAGCAGUGCAACGGUUCCAUUUUGGACCUGGAGAGCCUCACCGUGGAGCAGCUGGAGAGCCUCACCGUGGAGCAGCUGGAGAGCCUCACUGUAGAGCAGCCGGAGAGCCUCACCGUGGAGCAGCCGGAGAGCCUCACUGUAGAGCGGCCGGAGAGCCUCACCGUGGAGCGGCCGGAGAGACCCACCGUAGAGCGGCCGGAGAGACCCACUGUGGAGCGGCCGGAGAGACCCACUGUGGAGCGGCCGGAGAGACCCACUGUGGAGCGGCCGGAGAGACCCACUGUGGAGCGGCCGGAGAGACCCACCGUAGAGCGGCCGGAGAGACCCACUGUGGAGCGGCCGGAGAGACCCACCGUAGAGCGGCCGGAGAGACCCACCGUAGAGCGGCCGGAGAGACCCACCGUAGAGCGGCCGGAGAGACCCACCGUAGAGCGGCCGGAGAGACCCACCGUAGAGCGGCCGGAGAGCCUCACCGUAGAGCGGCCGGAGAGACCCACCGUAGAGCGGCCGGAGAGACCCACCGUAGAGCGGCCGGGGAGACCCGCCGUAGAGCGGCCGGAGAGACCCACCGUAGAGCGGCCGGAGAGACCCACUGUAGAGCGGCCGGAGAGCCUCACUGUAGAGCGGCCGGAGAGACCCACUGUAGAGCGGCCGGAGAGACCCACUGUAGAGCGGCCGGAGAGACCCACUGUAGAGCGGCCGGAGAGACCCACUGUAGAGCGGCCGGAGAGACCCACUGUAGAGCGGCCAGAGAGCCUCAGCAUAAAACAGGAAAGCCUCACUGUGGAGCGGCCAGAGAGCCUCACUGUAGAGCGGCCGGAGAGACCCACUGUAGAGCGGCCGGAGAGCCUCAGCAUAAAACAGGAAAGCCUCACUGUGGAGCGGCCAGAGAGCCUCACUGUAGAGCGGCCGAAGAGCCUCAGCAUAAAACUGGAGAGCCUCACCAUGGAGCAGCUAGAGAGCCUCACUGUAGAACAGCCGAACAGACCCACUUUAAAGUGGCUGGAGAGCCUCACCGUGGAGCAGCCGGAGAACCUCACUGUGGAGCAGCCAGAGAGACUCACUGUGGAGCGGCCAGAGAACCUAAUUGUGGAGCAGCCAGAGAGCCUCACCAUAAAACAGGAGAGCCUCGAUGUAGAGCAGCCAGAAAACCUCACCAUAAAACAGAAGAGCCUCAAUGUAGAGAGGCUGGAGAGCCUCUGCGUAAAACAUGAGAGCCCCACUUGGGAGCGGCCGGAGAGACUCAUUGUGAAACAGGAGAGCCUCACCGUGGAGCGGUUGGAGAACCUCACAAUAAAACAGGAGAGCCUCAAUGUGGACCAGCCAGAGAGCCCCACUAUAGAGCAGCUGGAGAGUCUCCCAAAGAAGUCUGAGACUGUAUUUAUUCUCAACCUUGUUCCUCUCUCUUCCCCAUGCUCUCCAACUUCUCUCUCUCCUACAUCUUCUACUACAUUUACAGCUUUUCUUCCUCCACACUCUUCUCCACCUCCAGUGCCACGCUCUAAGUCUUUGCGGCAGAGGAAGAAAAGGUCAAAACCCUCAAUCUGUUCACCAGCACAUUCUGCCACCUCUGUCUCUCCUCCGUCUCUCAUCACCACAGAUAUCUCCCUCCCACAGUCUUGUCCUCCACCUGCUGCCUCCUCCAUCUCCCAGUCCUUGAGUCAGGAGGGGCCAUAUGUGAAGAAGAGAAGAAAGGGUAAGGGUUGCCGAAAAUGUAGCAGGCAGAAGAUCUUCCUAUUUGAUAAAAUAACUGGAGAAAGAAUACAUAAGGGAAAAGCAGAAUUGAAAGUCCACUGGUUGCCUUGCACUAUGUGUGGCAGAACUUGGGAUGACACAUGGGAGCCUGCCAGCGAGUUCUAGCAUGUUUUGCCUGAGUCUCUUCAAUCUCCAUCACUCACCAUAAACACCUGGACUCGUCAAGCACACUUCAAUUCUGAGUGUUUGUUGUUGUUGUUGUUUUGCUUGCUGUUCUUUAUUAAAGUUUUUGCACCCUC
Carassius auratus (goldfish) is the source of this 2922-nucleotide messenger RNA. Its product is annotated as zonadhesin-like. The coding region runs from base 488 to 2788 and encodes 766 amino acids. Lineage: Eukaryota; Metazoa; Chordata; Actinopteri; Cypriniformes; Cyprinidae. The transcript is spliced from 7 exons. The record is from RefSeq and is a predicted model, not a curated record.